AAAACUAUGCCAUGUUUCAGCUUCGCCGAGUCAAAGAACUCCUGCUUCCGUUCCAACUUCAUCCGCGCCGGCCUCUGCUCCACCCUCACCGACCUCAACGACGGCGGCACCACCAUGCACUGCUGGGUCCCCAUCUCCCCAAACUCUUCCAAACCCAACCUCCUCCUCCUUCACGGCCUCGGCCCCAACGCAAUGUGGCAGUUCGCUGACCUCAUCCACCACGUCACUCCCCACUUCAACGUCUACGUCCCCGACCUCCUCUUCUUCGGCGACUCCUCCACCGCCCGGCCCGACCGCUCCGAGUCUUUCCAGGCCGAAUGCGUCAUGCGGGUCAUGGAGGCCCACUCCGUUCGGGUUUUCAGCCUGGUGGGCCUCAGCUACGGCGGGUUUGUAGGGUACACGCUGGCGGCGCAGUACAAGGAGGCGGUGGAGAGGGUGGUGAUUUGCUGCGCCGCCGUGUGUAUGGAGGAGAAGGACUUGAGGGAAGGGGUGUUUACGGUAUCGGAUUUGGAUGAGGCUGCUAGCAUUCUGGUGCCGCAGACGCCGAGCAAGCUUAAGGAGCUGGUUAAGCAUACCUUCUUCCGGCCGCCGCCAAUGGGGCUUAUGCCGUCGUGCUUGCUCAGGGAUUUCAUCGAGAUAAUGUUCACCGAUUUUGUUCAAGAGAAGAAAGAACUGAUUCUGGCAAUCCCUAAAAACAGAAAACUUUCAGACCUUCCCAAGAUUCAUCAGCCAACUCUUAUAAUCUGGGGAGAGCAUGAUCAUCUAUUUCCAUUAGAAUAUGCCCACAAACUAAAAAUGCACUUGGGCGAGAAUGCUCAGCUUGCAAUAAUCAAGGGUGCAGGGCACGCAAUAAGCGCAGAAAAGUCCAAGGAGUUCAACAAGCAAAUCAAGUCAUUCCUAAUUGAUUUCAAGCGCUCACAAAUCAGUCCAUCUGCUAAACAAUAGUUGCUGACAUGAAGCUGUUCAAUGUAGUUUAGGUUGUGAUCUCAUAUUGCAAAUUU
Messenger RNA from Fragaria vesca subsp. vesca, 1001 nucleotides. RefSeq names its product monoacylglycerol lipase abhd6-A-like. The annotation marks the transcript as partial. Gene Ontology annotation, molecular function: catalytic activity. The record is from RefSeq and is a predicted model, not a curated record. Lineage: Eukaryota; Viridiplantae; Streptophyta; Magnoliopsida; Rosales; Rosaceae. The transcript has 4 exons.